AUGCCCGACAAUCCCAACCAAAGCAACAAUAAAGAGAACAACACUAUGAUGCCCGCUCCUCUGCCCUGGUCCAAGCCUUUCGUCCAUCCCAAGAGCACCCCUGAAGGCUGGGGCACGCUCCAAUCCAGGCGUUCGUACAAGUAUCUUGAGUUGUUUGUACCCAAUCGUGCAGCAGAGCAGGUGCGCGACUCUGACAAGGACACAACAUUGGCAACGAACAGCCACAAUAACGCCAAAGAUAUCGAGGAAUCUCCAGAAGAAGCCGAGUGUUCGGAAUGGGGGCAGUUUGCACCUAUCGAAGAAGAGGAGACGGAGGAGGAAGACAAGGAGCAACCCUAG
This is a messenger RNA of Seminavis robusta, 339 nucleotides long. Lineage: Eukaryota; Bacillariophyta; Bacillariophyceae; Naviculales; Naviculaceae. The record is from the annotation of a GenBank genome assembly.